Molecule: messenger RNA, 1257 nt
Organism: Sphenostylis stenocarpa
Lineage: Eukaryota; Viridiplantae; Streptophyta; Magnoliopsida; Fabales; Fabaceae
Source: the annotation of a GenBank genome assembly
AUGGAGUCAGAUCUUCAGCAGCACCCUCCCAUGUUUUUGGAUCACCACCAGCAGCAGACGAAUUCAGGGUUGACACGGUACCGAUCGGCUCCGAGUUCGUAUUUUUCGAACAUCAUCGACCGUGAGUUCUACGAGCACGUUUUCAAUCGACCCUCUAGCCCAGAAACAGAACGAAUGUUGACACGCUUUGUGAAUAGUCUUGGUGGGGGUGAUGCUGAUGCUGCUGAUGCAGAGGAUUCACUUCCUACACAGAAUCCCUCAACCGUUGUUGCAGUUAAAGAAGAGGUUAAUCAACAACCUAAGGACAUGCCUUUACCGUCCAUCAAUAAUGAACCCCUUGUUCUCCAACAACAACAACAACAGCAACAACCACAACAACAGCAUCAACAGCAAAGUAAUAUCAAUAAUUAUGGCUCUUCUGCUCCUCAGAAUUUUUACCACAACAUUGGACGACCACCUUUGCCAAACCAGAUGGAGACUGGUCGUAGAAGUACUUCAAAUCUUAUCAGGCAUGGUAGCUCACCUGCUGGAUUGUUUUCGAACAUUAACAUUGAAAGUGGUUAUGCUGCUGUAAGAUGCAUGGGGACUAUGGGAGCUGUUAAUAAUAGUACUGAGGAAGCAAACUUUUCUCCCGCAACAAGGAUGAAGAAUGCACCAAACUACUCUUCUGGACUAAUGUCAUCAAGGACUGAAAUUGGAAACAAAAGCAAUACACAGAAUGAUGCAGAAAAUGAAGGGUUUGCUGAAAACCAGGGCAAUGAAUUUAUCCCUGGUUUCCCUGUUGGUCCAUGGGAUGAUUCUGCAAUCAUGCCUGACAAUAUAACAGGUCUGAAGAGAUAUAGAGAUGAAGAUGUAAAACCAUUUUCUGGUUUAAACGCACCUGAAAAUCAGAAUGAAACAGGAGGCCAACCUUCUACUGCUUUGUCUCAUCAAUUGAGUAUGCCAAAUACUUCUGCAGAAAUGGCAGCCAUUGAGAAGUUUCUACAGCUCUCAGAUUCUGUUCCUUGCAAAAUUCGUGCCAAGCGAGGAUGUGCCACUCACCCAAGGAGCAUUGCGGAAAGGGUUAGAAGAACUAAAAUUAGUGAGCGAAUGAGGAAACUGCAAGAUCUCGUCCCCAACAUGGAUAAGCAAACAAACACUGCAGACAUGUUGGACUUAGCCAUUGAGUACAUUAAAGACCUUCAAAAGCAAGUUGAGACUCUUUCAGAUAAUCGCGCUAAGUGUACGUGUUCACACAAGCAGCAGCAGCAGCAAUAA